AUGGGCAUCAGUAGUGGUGCUGGUGGCAUUGCAACCAUCGACAGCUCGACAGCCAGACACUUCGACCUGUCUUCUUCUUAUGAAACGGCAGAAUUUGACGACUCGCACUCUUAUUUGGGGGAGCCGUGGCAGAAUUUGAAGAGAUCCGAACGCUCAAAUUCCGUGCAAUCGUGUUCCAACUCAUCGACUCGUGAAUCGGUGUGGAAAUUGGAUUUCAUGGAACAUGAUCCAGUGCAUGUGAGUCCGCCUAGUGCGUUCGACAUCGCAGUAUCUACCACACCACCUUUGGCGAACUACAACGUACCCAAUUCGAGACCGGCAUUGAGACCCAGUUUUGUCAAGGCAAACUCCUACUCAGAAGGUGUAAAUGAUUUUGAUGAAAUGUCACAUUAUCUGUCAUCUAGUGCGUCCUCAGCUCACCCGCAUUUGCAUCAUACAGCAGCAGACUUUAGCCCACAACGCCGUUUGCAAAAUCAUGUCCAAAGUCAUCCGAAACCGCCCCAUGUAUUACAGUCUCGAAAAGCACUGCCGGGCCGCGAAUCUCGGCCUUAUAGCCGUCCGGCUUUACCCUUCGAGCUGGUUGUUCCAUCCAACGAUUGUACUUUACAAGCUCACGCUUACGAAGACCAAAAUAUGCAAGAGUUUCUAUUCGAAGAAUCUCGCUACGGUCAUGGCUACAGCUACGAUGGUGGCCAUGGCUACAACGCAAAAAAUGCACAGACCCAGGAUUAUAAACGUCAUCAUUACCUCAGUUCCCAAAAUCCUGAUCUGGACACCUGUCAACACUGCCAGAAUAACCAGCAUCCUCAUCCUCAUCCUCAUCCUCAUCCUCAUCAUCAUGCUCAUUCUCAUUUUCAUCCUCAUUCUCAUCGUCACCAACAGCAGCAGCAUCAGUUGCACCAUAGCCAGUACCAACAGUACUCUCGCCAUUACCAAAGCCAUGAAGAUGUCUCACAUGCCACUCUUACUCACAACUCUCAAUCGCAGCUUCCCUCUAAUGAAUCAACAGCGUAUGCACCAUGGCAAGUGACUCCAACUAGUAGCCUUUCAGACGUUCCUAGAAUGGACUACUUCGAAGAAAUGCCGGGUCAGUCAAGUUUGGACGCAGAAGGGAAAUUUGAGUCGUUGGCUCUAGAUUCCAGUCCUCCUCCAUCUACACAAUCAAGUAUAAGCUCGGCGUUAUUCGCGGAUACUACAACGACCGUACCAGACAUAACAGGUGGUAAUGACCCAGGAAAUGAAACCAUCAUAAUGCCUGAAAAUGCCGACCUAGAAAAUCGGUUUUACCAGUCGUUCAACAAUUCCGUACAAAGAAGUUCCGGUUCAAAACAUGAAUCUGUGUAUGAACAGCUGAUAAACGAUAAGCCCUUGAUGGAAGCACUUUCGAAACGGGUCAAGCGAGGUUACUACCGGUGCGCUCACUGUCCCAAAAUGUUUUCGAGCCUUCUUGACUAUGCCAAGCAUAUCGACGAAUUCCAGAUUCAACGCGACUACAAAUGCCCAUUCGUGCUAUGCCCUUGGAAAAUCCUGGGUCUACCUCGACGUCCGGAACUUCGUCGUCAUUGUGCAAUCCAGCACAAGAUGGAGAUACCGUUAGAGCUCAAAUCCUUAUUGAAAUUGGGAGACUCAGAUUUUCCCAUAAUGGAGUGUCCCUCGCCCUACUGUGACAAGACAUUUUUCCGCCGCGACUCGUACGCCCGUCAUGUUGCGAUGGUGCAUGACAAGCUAGAUAGUCGUUUUAACAAACGUUUGAACAAAUUGCUGGAGGACUGUCCUUACCCAGUGGGUACUCAAGAACACAUUGAUUACGUCUUGGAAGAGUUGACGAAGACGAAAAGAGGGCUCAAGCCUUGA
Lachancea sp. 'fantastica' is the source of this 1854-nucleotide messenger RNA. NCBI's taxonomy places the organism in Eukaryota, Fungi, Ascomycota, Saccharomycetes, Saccharomycetales, Saccharomycetaceae. The record is from the annotation of a GenBank genome assembly.